This is a messenger RNA of Ostrinia furnacalis (Asian corn borer), 3861 nucleotides long. RefSeq lists its product as uncharacterized. The record is from RefSeq and is a predicted model, not a curated record. The transcript is spliced from 2 exons. The coding region runs from base 2971 to 3468 and encodes 165 amino acids. Lineage: Eukaryota; Metazoa; Arthropoda; Insecta; Lepidoptera; Crambidae.
CCAAUCUAUUUUUUUCAAUUUUGACAGGCGAGUAGCACCGUCCCAGCUUACUCGCUCACCGGCUAAACGAGUCCCAACCAAAAGUAUACCACCCGUAUACUCGAGUAAAAAAAAUACCAAUUACUUGUAAACUGUACUCGACCAAAGUUUUUUCGAACGAUUUUUUGGUCAGUAGCAAUUAGUUUAAUGAUUAAAGGCGAGUUGCUCUACUAAAUCACUUGACUAGUGUGAACAAGGCUUUAUGCCGUUCUUAGCGGUGCUACAUAUUUGGGCACAAGUCGCCGUCGCUAGACGCGCCCAUACGUGGCUAGAGUUGAUCUGCGACUAGUGAUAGCCUCUGGCAAUAAUGGCACCUUGUUUCCUGAGCUGCUGCGCUUGAACCAGAAUUGCCAGGAUAAGAUCGAAUCUAUCAUUCAAUCUAUUGAUAGAUUUGAUCCUUUGGGACUAACAAAGUCCUAAAUGGAAGAAUUUAUAUUUUUCUCUUUAAGAUGAUUGCUUUUAUCAGAAGAAAUUUUUAUUACCAUUACAUUGGGAUACGUCGUGCAACGAUUUUUCAAUUCAUGCACAAAUUGUUUUGAAUAACAUUCACGAUGGUAUAUCCAAAAAAUAUUCUCAAAAGCAAAGAAAGCCUAUAAAUAAUUUUAUUAGAAUAUUCUUCAGUUUGAGAUUGGAUGUGUAACGCCAGGUUUGUUCUAAGACGGCUGCUAUGCAGUCAUUCCAUAAAUCGGUAUUAAUGCACGUAUUCUCAUUGCACAGUAUUUCCUCGUUUAGUGUGGCAUAGUUGGAACACGCGUAGACUGCCGUAUUUGUUAUCUUGUCGUUUAGAUAAGUGAGAGCACGUAUUACUCGAUUUUGGCCGCCUCGGUAUUGGACUGAUUUCUUUUUAACAUGCAUGGACUGCACGUUAGUAAAUGCAAGUCUUAAAAUAGCUGGACAUUUAUGCAACCAUAGUUUCAUCGCUCGACUUCGAAUGAGUUCUUAUAUCAUUAUAGUUGUAGUGUGUGAGAGCCACGUCAUCCACGAGUGCACGGCUUCGGAGUUUUAAUAAAACAUUGGCGCUACUUCUUCCGCCGGGUUUCCUUAUAGCUGACGUUAAUGUCGUCUACGGAAAUCACAAUCAUUCAAUGUCAUAUUGUCGCUCAUUGGACUCAAUGUAUUUUAUGAUGCGUCAUAGAGUUGAGUUUGAUACAAUCAGGUCAGCGUGUCAACGAAUCUCAUAUUGUGUGGAGAUUGAGUACCUAUGUAGCUACUUUUGAAGAUUUACUUAUGCAUAUUUUGGCUUCUUAUGAAUUAUUUAGACAAUAGUUAGAAGCAUAACCGUAUUUCUGAGAGUCAACAUGUUAAAGUUCUUACUAUUUUUUAAUUUGCUUUCAAGAUUCUUCACAAGUCGUAACAUCCAUCCACGUUUCUCACUUCUUAAAUGAUGAUUAUAUGCAUAGUAACAGCGAUCGUUCUGGAGCAGUCUCACAAUGAGUGAGCGACCUUGCUGCUAUCAUUUGCGACAGACGCUUUACUCAGUAAAGCAGUAAAAUUUACUGCUUUGUGCAUCAGAGUGGAAGAUGCAUGUUCUAGGUAGACCUUACGUCACACGUUUGCGACGUUAACUGAGAACGGCUAUAAAAAAGAUUAUGCGCCACAUUGCAUUCAAUGAUAACAUAUUUAAGGUUCCUACAAAAUGAAUUGAUAACUCCCCGAUAAAACGUAUUUAGAUUAUAUCGUGUCCCAUAUACCUAAUUCGCGUUUAUUUGGCAUUACUGUCGUCCAUAUUUAUUUUGAUAAAUUCGUCAUACGUGUAUGGCCUAUUGUUACUUGUAUGCCAACAAUUCACAUUGUUAGUUUUGCAUUAAUGUUGCUAAUAUGUAGAGUGAGUUUCAUUGUAAUAAUAUCUUAUCGUUUAUGACUACUACGUAUGGGCAACGUAAAAAAUAAACCAUUUCCGUCAUGAUUCUCGAAAAUAUUGAUGUUAAUAUUAUUAGGUAUGAGUCAUACAGUUGCAGCUGGGCAAUCCCUAUUACAGUCCCGUUGGUGACUGUGUGCUUCCAGGAUAUUUGCGAGAUAUUCUAAAAACAACGUAUGUUUUAAGUAAUUUAGUCGAUGGUCUUCCUGCUUUGCUUAGUUAUGGCAUGACUGUGAGACUGUAGCGUAUGAAAUUACCUGCUUUCCUUGCCGUUGGGGUUUUUGUAAAGUUAUUGGUUUAUGGUUAGGUGCCUGAUAGUUAAGUACAAUCUAUGCUAUGAUUCAAAUACAAACAGUGGAGCGAUAUGAUAAUUUUAAAAAUAAACUAUCACCUCUAAAAAUCGUCCUGAACAGAAACAAAAAUGGAGGAAACUUAUCAACUAUCAGCUUCAUGAUGGAUUUCAUGAGAAAAAUAGCCUUCAAACCUCCAAUCUAGUUCACUAUAUAUUCUUAGGAGGAGUUCCUCCACAAAACAGACUGACUGGGCCUUAUUAUCGAGUUCGAGUCCAAGUUAUUCAUAUUAGGACGAUGGCAUGAUUCGCCUUGGGCUCUCGAGGUCUUCGUACUACAUUAUUAAAAUGAUUGAAAUAAAGACAUAGACUAAUAUUAGCAGCACGCACGAAAGAAAUAUAUAUGUAUACCUAAGUAAUUUUAAAGUAGUCUCGAUACUAAUUCAACUCCUCCAAAUCCAGAGUUCUCCAAGACAAUACCGCGACGUACAAACUUUUUGAGUAUUGUCUAUGUUUGCACGAAAAACUUUAAAAUGCGAAUUUUAUGUCAAAUAGACAUUUUGCAUACAGUAAUCAAAGUCACAAAAAUAUUAUUUCUAAACGGUUUACUUGUAUCGGAUUAACAGUAAAAAACUAAAAUAUACACCUUUUUAUCAUGUUAAUUUUUAAAAUGUAACAUUUUUAAUCCCUUUUAUCUCCAAGUCCAGACUUUGAGAUGAGGGGCUUAUUUACAUCGUAAGACGUGCCAAGAUGUCCAACCUGAAAGCAACAAAAAAUCUUAAUAAUGGAAAAUGACCCUAGCAAAAAAGAGUCCAAAGGUAAAAGGAUACUGAAGAAAGCAAUACGUCGCAAUAGUAAGUCCAACAACAACAGCCAGAGCUCCGCCAUGGAACAAAGUGUCGGUGUGUCGCGCUCGAAGAGUUUCGAAAAUAAGCGUCUGUCCAUCGAAAUAAACGACAGCUCCCCGCUGCCGAUGCCGGACGGGAUGAAGGAGAAAGUCGAGCACGACAUGCCGCAAAAGCUGAAAAUAGACGACAAACUAUUUCCAAGCCAGGACGGCCCCUCGGACGAGGUGAAAUUGAAGAAGGUUGUGGAAAUACAGGAGAGCCGCAACGAGAUCUUUGGCGAAUCGGCCACUGCGUCUAAAAACGGUUCCAAGUGCCGAAACUCCCCGAGACUCGAGAAAAAGGACGACCGCGUUUCUGAAAUGGAUCCUAAUAAAAAGAGUCUAAAGAGGGUUCGUUUCAUUACUAGUCUCGUAUCGUACCUUUGUGCCGAGUAAUUCAGUUAAUGCGUAGAUGGAUUACAUGCUCUCACGAUAGCUUCACGUGCCCUUGCAAUGUGCCGUGUAUACUGAUACAUUGUUGUUAUUCCAACUGAUUGUUAUUUAAUUCAUCAUUGUGUAAUAGACUCAGCUGUAUAGUAGUUACAUGCAUUACUGUGACUCCUCUACAAGCGGGUGUCACAACGCAUCUGGAAUAUCUUAAAAUAUCUUCAGUUCAGUUGUACUACAACAAAUUCCGGAUGUCUCUUUGUGUGGCUGUGAAUGAAUAUUGAAUUGGUUGUUGAAUGGAGUAUUCAUAGAUUCAAAUUCAUUCAUUCGUGCUUUAUGGUUUCCCUGAUUAAAAUUUUAUUGGUUUUAUUGAUCUCGGUGUAAUUGUUACGUUUGAUGCGA